UGCUAAGCAUUCGUUUGUGUGCUCUGCUUCAGUUAUUGGCACAGAAGGAAAGUUGAACUAAAACGAAUACUAUAAACAUCAUCAUUCCAUGUGAACUACGACACAUGAUUGCAGCUUGGAUUCCGGUUUACUUGUAUUUUUUAGAAGAAAAUCGAUAGCAAAGUUUGAAUGUUGGCUCGUUUGUGCAUCAUUUUAAUAUUCAUUUCGUUCGUCAUGUAUUAAUCAAAUUGAUAUUGCUAUUUUUUGCAGUGUUUUAACCAAUCAGUGAAACGGUUUUGUUUUUUUGUAGAACGUGUCAAACACAAUUUUAAACACGUAUUGAUGAUGCAUUUUUUUCGUGAAAUUUUGUUUCUUUCGUUCAUUUCGUUGACAUGUGCACAAUUUCAAACAACAUCAACAAUUAUCCAGCGAUGCGCUUACACAUUUUUGACUGAGAGUGCAAUUUGUGGUAGCUCCAAUUAUAUGCGAGAUAUAUCACGUGAAUUUCGUCCCGGUUGGAAGCAUAUCAAAGUGGUUGCAUAUACGGGCACAUUCUCGCUUGCAGAUACGGAUGGCAAUAAUGUAGGUUAUGUGGAAGAUUUGGAUUUGAGCCACAUUGGCGUAGUGAUCAUACCAAAUUCGGCCUUUGCUCCUUAUGCAUCGUUGAAACGUUUGAAUUCGGCAAAUGCAUCGAUUCGUGCCAUCGGUGACGGUUGGUUCAGCAGUAACAAUAACAUUUUGGAAUGGGAUCUAAGUCACAAUGAACUAGUUGAACUGAAACGAACACAAUUUCGACACUUGAAACAGCUACGCUUGUUGAAUUUGAUGGACAAUAAUAUUGGAACGAUUGAACAAAAUACAUUUGAAGAUCUCAAUCAGCUAACACAUUUGAAUUUACGAUUUAAUCGAAUACGAGCACUUGCACCGCUCGGCCGCCUGAAUCGAUUGAACGUUCUGGAUUUGGGUGAAAAUUCAAUAAAUGAGAUACCGAACAAUGUGUUUCGCAACAUGGGUGCACUGACAUUGCUGCAGCUCGAAGAAAAUGGCAUUUCAACGAUUCAAGAUGGUGCGUUCAUUGGUUUGAACAAUUUGAGAGAAUUGAAUUUAUCUAGCAACGGUAUGCGACAAAUAUCGACAAAUACAUUCCAGGGCCUGAGUCGAUUGCAUAUACUAGACUUGAGUGAAAAUGAUCUAAAUGAAAUCAAAAGCCAGGCAUUUCGUGAACUGCAAGCGCUGCUCAAUUUGAAUAUUUCCAGAAAUAUACUCACCAACUUGAACGAUCAAUCAUUCGUCGGUUUGACCAAAUUGCACACACUCAUACUGAAGAAUAACGCUCUGGUGAACAUACAAACCAACACAUUUGCCCACCUUCAAUCAAUAUUACGAUUGGACCUAAGUUCGAAUUCGUUGCGAUCCAUCGACGGCAAUAUAUUCGGAAGUCAAAUUCUUCCGUUGCAAAAACUUUUUCUACCAAAGAAUAGCAUUGCAAGUGUAGCAGUCGGAACAUUUGUUAGGGUGCCUUAUAUAGACUUUUUAUCAUUGGCUCAAAAUAAUAUCGUUUCGUUGCCUGAAAAUAUAUUUGAACCGCUGGUAAAUUUGCAACGAUUACACUUGCACAACAACAAAAUCGAAUGGAUACCACAGAAAACGUUUGAAGAUAUAAGCCAACUGACGGAGCUACAGAUAAAACAUAAUCGACUGACAUUUUUGCCAACAACAAAGAAAGCAUUCAACAAUUUGCAAAAGCUAUCGGUUGAGGGCAAUCCCUGGCAAUGUGCAUGUUUGACGGAAAUUUUUAAUUUUGUAGCACAACAGUCGCAACGUCGACGAAUCGAGUAUUAUAGUGCGAAUAAUCCAUUUUACUCGGGCUUAAAACCGUUAUGCUACGAACCACCCGUCAAACCGGCUGCACCAUGCGUUCGUGACAUUGACUUGGUGAGACAGUAUCGGGUGAUCGAAUUGUAUGAGAACGCUUUGCGCGGCUAAAACAAUCACUUUUGUAAGCAAGGACAUUUACCUUUUUCCUGUUAUACCCAUCCAUACUCAUGUCCUAGCCGAUUCCAAUACCUACCAAUGUCAAUAUGUUCCGCUGAUGUGUAGUAGGCGCAACCAUUAAAGUGUUCGCUCUUCCGAUGAAUUCACAUGCAUUAUUAUUUUCCAUUUAUUUUGCAUGGUCUUCCUUUUGCUUGUGCUUCUUCCAUGAUAUAUUUUAACAACGUCUGAAUAAUUGUAAGGAAUGUUUACUCUUCAUAAAUAAAAAGAAAUCAAAAUGUUUUUUUUUUUUGCUCUGUUGAUAAAAUAUUUAUUUUGAUUUCGUUCACAUUACGGCAUUUCACAUACAUGAUAUUAAUAAAUAGAACAUACUGUUAUUAUUGUAUAUAAGAAUUACUUAAAACAUUCAAAGCACAAUUAACAUUCAUAUAUCGAUUUAUACAGUAUUUCGUUUUGGAUGUCUCAUGUUCUGAUAUCGAAUCUGAGUUUGUUAUUGCUAUUUGUUGUGUGACAUUCUCACUUCUUGUCUUUGGUGUGAUUUGAAUAAUAAACGGAUUACGAGGGAAUGCUCUCUCUAAUUCACUUUGUCUGAAUUCGAGUAUAACA
Molecule: messenger RNA, 2577 nt
Organism: Sitodiplosis mosellana (orange wheat blossom midge)
Lineage: Eukaryota; Metazoa; Arthropoda; Insecta; Diptera; Cecidomyiidae
Product: insulin-like growth factor-binding protein complex acid labile subunit
Exons: 3
Coding region: 322-1965 (547 amino acids)
Cellular component (GO): extracellular matrix
Molecular function (GO): protein binding
Source: RefSeq, a predicted model, not a curated record